Messenger RNA from Drosophila busckii, 1130 nucleotides. RefSeq names its product mitochondrial amidoxime-reducing component 1 (gene Marc). Gene Ontology annotation, molecular function: pyridoxal phosphate binding; molybdenum ion binding; catalytic activity. The coding region runs from base 83 to 1117 and encodes 344 amino acids. NCBI's taxonomy places the organism in Eukaryota, Metazoa, Arthropoda, Insecta, Diptera, Drosophilidae. The record is from RefSeq and is a predicted model, not a curated record. The transcript is spliced from 4 exons.
GCUUUUGUGAGCUUUCACCUCAGCGCCAACACAAUCAACAAGUGUGUUAAUAUCAUCUUAAGCUAAUAACUGUACGAACGCAAUGGCAACCCCAAGCUCAAGCAUUAGCAAUGGCUUCGGGCUUUCAAUGUCCAACAAAAUGCUGAUUGGCGUUGGUGUUGGUGUCGUCGCUGUGGGUGGGGUUGGCUACCUGGCUUACCGACAUUUUCACCGCGAUGUUAUGCCCGAAAAAUGGCGAAGGAUUGGCACACUGCAGCGUGUCAAUGUAUUCCCAGUCAAGUCUUGUGCUCCGUUGGCGCAACCAGAGAAGGAUGAGUACGAAUGCCAUAUGCUUGGCCUGGGCAUGGGAGUAGUGCGUGAUCGCCGCUUCAUGAUAAUAAACGAUAAGAACGAAAUGUUAACAGCUAGAGGUUAUCCGCAUAUGCUAAAGAUUCAACCGCAGCAGACAGCCAACGGCCUAAUAUUCAGCGCACCGGGCAUGCCUGACGUAGAACUGGAUUAUAAGCACCUGGAGACGCCUGGCGAGGAUGUGCACACUGAGGUUUGGGGUGUCAAGGUGGACGCCAUGCACUGCGGAAGUCGUUUCGACAAAUGGUUUUCGCAGUUUAUACUUAAAUCAGACUCCGGCUUAAGACUUGUGUAUUAUCCUUAUCCUAUACCUGUGCGUCAGAUAAAUGCUCGGCUUAGAAAAAUGCCGUUCAUAAAAAGAGAGGAUGCGGGCGCUUUCAAUGAUGCCACAAGCUAUGUACUUAUGAAUUUAUCCUCAAUUGCGGAACUUAACACACGCCUGGAGCGACCUGUCGACCCACUGCAAUUUCGCGGCAAUUUCGAGCUGAAAAUGGAUGUGGAUGAGCCUUAUGCCGAGGAUCGCUGGCAGUGGAUGCGCAUCGGUGAAGAUGCAGUUUUUCGCGUUGUAGCUCCCUGUACGCGCUGCAUUCUCCCCAACAUAAACGUGAAUUCAGCGGAGCGUGAUGUUGACGGUGAACCGUUAAAAACACUACGCAGUUAUCGCUUGUUUAAUUACGCCUCGCCAGCUCUGGGCAUACAUUUGGGCCUGCGGCGCUUCGGCAAUGUCAAGGCAAACGACGUUGUUUAUAUUGAAGAUAAUCGAAUUUGAGUUUGAUUCUUGU